This is a messenger RNA of Austrofundulus limnaeus, 4609 nucleotides long. It is a transcript of the gene c1ql4b, whose product is annotated as complement component 1, q subcomponent-like 4b. Bases 1197 to 1916 code for a protein of 239 amino acids. The transcript has 3 exons. Lineage: Eukaryota; Metazoa; Chordata; Actinopteri; Cyprinodontiformes; Rivulidae. Gene Ontology annotation, molecular function: protein binding. The record is from RefSeq and is a predicted model, not a curated record.
AAAUACAACAAGUGAGUGAACUGUUGCUCCGCUAAUAAACUGACUCGGUUCCGGCGGUUCUUCACGGUAAAAGUGGGUCAAAAAAUGUUCCGACAGAAAACUCGGAUCUUUUCCGGGGGAUUUCUGCACAUCUGUGACUCGUAAAAAUAGUUUUAUUAUYAAUCUUGGUCUUUUCUCGGAUUGCCUCGGGUUUGCACGUUUUAAUCAAGAGAAGAGGAACUCCUGUGUUUUUUUUUCUUUUUUUCCUUUUUAAGUUAAGUUUUAAAUUAAUAAUUUUUGACUCCGGUUCUGGAGAGCUGAAAUUGGACCGAAGAGCGCAACUUCGGCGCUCUGCAGGAUUUUCAUGCACCGGGUCCCGGAGCAGUUUGCAGCCUUUCUAUCGGAACCAGCAGCGCAUUGAAGAUGGACAGAACAUAGGAACAAGAAGAAAAACAAACCUCUGGAUUGUAAGAGAAUAUUUUUGUUCUGGGAAGUGUGUGAUAAAUUAAUUGUUGCUCCAUCCAAGCUGCCUUUAAAAGACCUGGUCCUCUUUGUGAGCUGUAACAUGAUCUGCAGGAUCCGAUCAGUUUUUUUUUCGUAGACAAAUUCAAUAAAGCUGAGUGAGCGCAAAGAAGAGAAAAAAGAGGAGAUUUUUAGUUCUUCUCUUCUCGUCCCCAGACAGACGAGUGAAGAAGAGUCUUUUCCCUGCAUGUGGUGGGUGAGAUGAACUCCUGUGGGAUUACUGUAGACCCCACCUGACAGCUCCCCCACCUGAGCAACUGAAGGGUUCUCCUCUGGAUCUUCCACAACAACAUACAGCUGUACACAGAAAACCCCCCAACAGAAAUCUUGAAAUCUAACAUCUGGGAACACAUUAAGUUAUUUUACCUUCAGGUCAAAGUCCUCAAACACUGUGAACCAGGAAAAAAAAAGAUUCAAACAAAGAAGAACAAGAAAUGGGAAAAACCUAUUUGCUUUUCUCCCCCUGACUGGCUUUCUGACUGUCCCAGUCCUCGAACAGCUUGAGUUUAUUCACUCUGUCCCAUAAAAUCCUAUUUUUUCACCUCUGCUUUCUCGACUGAGUAGAAACCUUCUGCCCAGAGGUCAGUCUGGCCGGCACAACCAUUCCAGCCAAAGCGGAGGAGGACUUCCUGACGCUGGCCGCCUCACGGCUCAGUCGGAAGAAACGUGUCAUUGGGGCUGGAGUCGGCGUGGCCAUGGUCCUCGUCCUGCUGGUGGCCAUCCCCCUAUUGGUCCACACCACCAAGGGGGCAGGGUCCGGAGGUGGGGGCACGCAUUACGAGAUGCUCGGGAGCUGCAAGAUGGUGUGUGACACUUUAAGCCCCCCACAGGGAGAGCUGACAGCUGUCUCCCCUCAGCCUCCAGACUUCCCAAACCGGAGGCCCAAACAGGGCUUCAGAGGCAGCCCCGGACUUCCUGGGCCCCCAGGUCCCAAAGGUCCACCCGGAGAGCCCGGUAAGCCCGGUCCACCUGGUCCACCGGGGCCCGGACCCAACGGUUAUGGCUCCUCCCUCUACUCUCCUAAAAUCGCUUUCUACGCCGGCCUCCGGAAGCAACACGAGGGCAGCGAGAUCCUGAAGUUCGACGACGUGGUGACCAACGUGGGGAACUACUACGAGCCGAGUACAGGCAAGUUCACGUGUCCUCUGUCCGGUAUCUACUACUUCACCUACCAUGUCCUGAUGAGAGGGGGGGACGGGACGAGCAUGUGGGCCGACCUGAAGAAGAACGGACAGGUGAGGGCGAGUGCAAUCGCUCAGGACGCAGAUCAAAACUACGACUACGCCUCCAACAGUGUCAUCCUGCACCUGGACGUAGGCGACGAAGUGUUUGUGCAGCUGGACGGGGGCAAAGUUCACGGAGGAAACACCAACAAAUACAGCACCUUCUCCGGCUUCCUCAUCUACCCCGACUGACAGUUUUCUCCCGUUCCCCGUAACGAAGCAAAAAGUCCCCCCCCCCCCCCUUCAUUCUUUCAUCCAGCGUCCGUUCAUCCACUUUCUCAUGUCUCUGCUCUUCAUCCCAAACAUGUAGCAACAUGACCACUGAGUAGAGGUUCAAAAAAGUCUGUGCAGAAAAACAAAUAAAAAAGAAAGAAUGAAAAUAGUGUACAUAUUAUAAGAGUGACUCAUUAUACACGGAGCUGUGCAAUCAUUACAAAGUGCCACGUAGAGUAUGUGUAAGCAUGGCCAACAUACACAAAUCUCACUUUUUCCACAAACAAAAGUGCACACAUUAUCAAACCUCAUGUUUUUGUUUUAGUUUUUUUUUGUUUGCUCUAAGACGAGCUGACCACGCCAGCCUCUGGACAGAAAUCGACUGAAAUGAAAUCUGAAUGUAGACUGUCAAUCUGAAGGGGCGGUAUCCGGCUGCAGCCUCAUGCCUUCGCCGUGAUAUAAAGUUUCGUUAUGGCUGUCGACACCAAACAAGAAAAAGGCAUGAAUAUAUUGAUCGCAGCUGAUAAUCCAGCAAACCUCAUGAUUAUAACGCAGUGUGCUGUGUGUCUGUGUGUCUGUGUUAAUGCCUGUGUGGAAGCAUUUGAGUGCGUUUUUGCCCUUUAGUUCUGUGGAGAUGUAAAAGCAUCAUUAUUAUUGUUAGUGUUAUUUGCACAAUUUCUGAGGGGAGGGGGUCAAGUCGCUGGUAACAGUCCCUGAACACACACAGUUUAUCAAUGCCGAAGUUUAGCUUGGAGAUUGAUUUCUGAGCCUCGGAGCAACAUCAUGUCCAGUUAACAAGCUCGUCUGUAGCAAAAUCUAUAUUACACUGUGCUGAUAAAUGGGUUUAGUAAAUUAGGAGAUGUGUUAUUUGCUUGUUCUUUGCUCAGUUAGAUAAAAAAAUUACUACAAACUGUAGCCAGAUAGUGUAGCAUUUCAGCUGUGUAUGUCUAAAAAAAGAAGUUUGUGAAACAUAAGCUUUAUCAAAACUGAAAUAUUAAACUGAGGUUUAAUUGAGCUUCACACCAAGAAAAGACCUCAAAAUCUUGGUUGACAGGAACACUACAUAAAUUUUGUUGAACAGGAAGCUGAGCCCACACACUGCUGCACUUUUACCUUUUCUGUACAAACAAAAGCUACAGAUGCUGCAUGUUCAGCAGGAGUUCUUCAUGUUUCUAACAAAAAUAAAAUCCACCCAUAACGCUUUUAAAUAGACCUAAUAUUUGUUCGUUGUUCACUCAGAUGUUCGUGUAAAAUCAUAUUUAGUGUGAAAUCCAGAAAUAAAACCAUCUACAAAUGUGAUUGCUUAGUAGCUUUAAAAAUUAGCUAAACGCGAGAUGUAUAAAAAAUUUGUCUCACAAAGAAGAAAAGUGAGCAUCGUCAUAAAUAAGCGCUUGUCCUGCYCUGCAUUUAAAGUUUUGCAAACGUGCAGAAUGAAAAAUUUGUCCUUAACAAGCCUAUAAUCUUUUGAAUCAGAAAGCAGUUAACACGCUGCCUGCAUGGAGAUGCCCCACUGUUAGACGGGCCAGUCAGAGGAAUAAGGGGACAUUUAAACAGAACUCACCUCUUUAAAUAACAAGGUGAAGAGUGAAACAGAAUAACAGGCUGUGUGAUACAAAUGAGUUGUUUUUUUUUAGCUUUAGCUAGUGAAACGUUGUUUUAGAGAGCUACCAAAACGAAAAAAUACAAAGCUGGAAGGAAGGAUAAUGCAUCCCCUUGAAACACUUUUUGGACGUUAAUGGAGUAGUUGAAUUAAAAAGGAGMUGAACAGGAUUUCAAACCAUUCUUCACCAGAUCUGCACAUUCAGUACAGUUACACUAAGAGGGUACAAGGGUUUACAUUUGAAAAGUAAAAAAAUGAAAGCAUUUCUUUAAUUUUCCUGUCUUAUGGUGUUUUUUUAAAUGCAAGUGACUGUUGUUGAUCUUUUACUGCCACUUUGCCAUACAUAUAAGUUCUCUGUGCCUUAUUCUGUCAAAAUAUUUGAUUUUGUACGCAYAAGAAAUUGUUUCCCUCCCUUCAUUAAAGAUGAGCUAUGUGAAGAAGGUGAUCCACGGGAUUCAGUGACAAACUGGCAGGGAUUUUCUAUUCCCACCACAGGCAGUCCUUGUGAACAUUAAUGAAUCCUUUACGUUUGAAAUGUGAACCGCAGACAGUGACUGUGACUCUUUGUGUGUGACUAAACGUGAGACCAAGGUUAACAUGUCUGAUGUAUUAAAACAUUCAAAUUCUGCAAACUAAGAAAUUAGUUAUAAAGAAAGGGGUGCACAUGUUUUUUUCUCACCUUUAUGUUAGACCAUGCAGGUUCAAUCCCUAACGUAAUCGUUGAUGAUAUUCCGUGCUAAUUCUGCUCAUUCUCGUGUUGUAAUUGCAAAAUACAAACAAAUCCCCCACCAAUGCUGUAUAUUUAUGCACAAGCAGUUUUCCCCCCUCUCCGCUCCUUACCUCCAUGCUGCUGCAGCUGGACCCAACUGUGUGUUUUCUGGCACUGUUACCCGUGUUUGCAGGCAGGGUGGGUUAUACUUGCUGUCAAAUGUACUUUGCAAGCUGAGUUGUGUGUAUUUGUAACGUAAUCUGCAUACAUUUUUUCCCUGUCCUUGAAGACCAUGAGAUACAUUAAAAAAAGACAAACUCUGGGCAAGUUUUGCUGUUGACAAUAAAACCAUUGCUUUCUUUA